This is a messenger RNA of Anas platyrhynchos (mallard), 6806 nucleotides long. It is a transcript of the gene RASSF8, whose product is annotated as Ras association domain family member 8. Gene Ontology annotation, biological process: signal transduction. NCBI's taxonomy places the organism in Eukaryota, Metazoa, Chordata, Aves, Anseriformes, Anatidae. The record is from RefSeq and is a predicted model, not a curated record.
AGCCGAGCCGAGCCCCCGGUCCCCCCGCCCCGUUUCCCCGCGGGGCAGAGGCGGGGCCGCGGCCGUUGGGGCCGUUGGCGCUGCCCGGAGCCGCCGCGGGACGGGCGGCCGGCGGCGGAGCGGCUAUUAACUCUGAGUUAUUUGGAUCCUGAUUCUGCAUGAAGAACAGCAUCACCAGAAAUGCUGAUGCCAGCUGAGCUUCCAACAGCAACUGGCCUUGUCAGUAGAGUUGGCUCUUAGGCCCGGAGUAGCAGACUACACUAAGCCCGCUGCAUAAUCAGACAUUCCCGUCUAUCUUCAUCUGCAGCUUCUGAGAGAAGACUUGCAUUAUCUCUUGUGUAGCUGCAAGUAUGACUUGACUGGGUUGCAUUCAUGGCUCUUGGAUGAUCUGGUGAACCAUGGAGCUCAAGGUAUGGGUGGAUGGAGUCCAGAGAAUUGUGUGUGGGGUCACCGAAGUCACAACAUGCCAGGAAGUUGUAAUAGCCCUUGCUCAAGCUAUUGGGCGCACCGGUCGCUACGCGCUGAUCGAGAAGUGGCGGGACACCGAGCGGCACCUGGCGCCCCACGAGAACCCCGUGGUGUCGCUCAACAAGUGGGGGCAGUACGCCAGCGACGUGCAGCUGAUCCUGCGCCGCACCGGGCCCUCCCUGAGCGAGAGGCCCACCUCGGACAGCGUGGCUCGCGGCCCCGAGAGGACUUUGUACCGGCAGAGCCUGCCACCCCUGGCCAAGCUGCGGCCUCCAAAUGACAAAGCCAUGAAGCGGAGGGAGCCGAAAAGGAAGUCCCUGACCUUCACUGGUGGGGCGAAGGGGCUAAUGGACAUCUUCGGUAAAAGUAAGGAGUCUGAGUUCAAGCAGAAGGUGCUCAACAACUGCAAAACGACGGCAGAAGAGCUGAAGAAGCUGAUUCACCUCCAGACAGAUAAACUGCAGUGCAUUGAGAAGCAGCUGGAGUCCAACGAGGCGGAGAUCCGGUACUGGGAGCAGAAGUACAACUCCAGUCUGGAGGAAGAAAUCCUCAAGCUAGAGCAGAAGAUCAAAAGAAACGAAGUAGAGAUCGAGGAGGAAGAGUUCUGGGAAAACGAGCUGCAGAUCGAGCAAGAGAACGAGAAACAGCUAAAGGAGCAGCUCCAGGAGAUGAGGCAGAGGAUCCUAGAAUGCGAGAGCAAGCUGAAGGACUACGUGUCGCAGAUCCACGAUAUGGAGAGUGGCCUCGAAGCGGAGAAGUUGCAUCGGGAAGUUCAAGAAUCCCAAGUGAAUGAAGAAGAGGUCAAAGAAAAGAUUGAGAAGGUGAAAGGUGAAAUUGAUAUUCAGGGCCAGCAAAGUUUACGAUUGGAAAACGGCAUCAAAGCUGUAGAAAGAUCUCUGGGCCAAGCUACCAAACGGUUACAGGACAGGGAACAAGAACUGGAGCAACUGACAAAGGAGCUGCGACAGGUCAAUCUCCAACAGUUUAUCCAGCAAACAGGAACGAAGGUCACGGUGCUGCCUGCAGACCCCAUUGAGGUGGAGGCCCCACAUGUGGAGCUCGAGAGAGAGCCAACAUUUCAGUCUGGGUCAUUGAAGCGCCCUGGCUCAUCGAGGCAGCUCCCCAGUAACCUUCGGAUUCUGCAGAAUCCCUUGUCGUCUGGUUUUAACCCGGAGGGCAUUUACGUAUGACAGUAUAUACCUCUUCUGGAGAGGACCUAGCAAGGUACCCUGGACAAGAUACACUUGUUUUAUUCUGCCAAUGAUGAAUGGAAGAAGCUUUUUUCUGUUAAGCCACCAUGUGUUUUUUUUUCUUCCUCCAACAUACCACUUGGAGCCAUACCCUGUGCACUGAUGCUAAAGAGACAGGAACUGUCUCAAUUCUUAAUUGGCAACAAUGAACUUGCUGUCACGCAGCUAGAGUGCAAAAACCUUCAUUUGUUUUUGCUACUUCAGAAGUGUUCGGGAAAGUAUUAUUCCAUGUAUAGGCGUAAAUAAAAGACUGAGGGUGAAGGAAACCAUGUAUGCAGCUGAUCUGAGGUUUAAUUUAUUCCAUUUAAUCAAUGGACGUGUGAAUGUUGACCUUUUAUAUUUUUUUAUUUUUAACUUGUGAAUAAUCAUGUAUGGUUGUACAUCCGUCUGACAAGGUGACUUUAACUUGCAUGUACAAACAUCCACCAUUUGAUCAAGUACAACAACUUGCAAUGCAGAGAGUUGUUUUGAGUGCUGAACUUUUAAGAUGGUUUCUCACCACUGACUUUGUUAAUUUCUGUUGUGGGUCGUGUGUCCUGUUCCAUCCAUUGCUACCUUUUAAGGCUUGAAAAGUGAGUCUGUGGGAUUUACUUGCUGUUGAGUCUGCCUUGAAUGAAGCACCUAGUGUUCAAAAGACUUGUGGAAUUUAAACCUUGGCUUGGUAAGAAUAUUUACAGCAUAUGAUUGAGGAUGCACUAGUUAGAUGAUAUUUUAUUAUAUAGAAUGUAUAUUUGAAAUAUUUUGCCACAUUGUAUAUGCCUUUUGAGAAAAGAACAAGUAAGAAAUUGUCUUCAUUUAUCUCACCAAAAGAGAGUAGGAGGCUUUCACUGUGUGUGAUUUUGUACUUUAUUUUUACCACUAGCCAUUACAGUGUUCUUGUUUUGCAAUAAAUCUUGCUGUUGGAGGAGAGAAAACAAAACAACACAAAUGAGCAUCCUCUUCCAGCUUUCCAGAAUUCACUUAAGUUUUGUGGAGGGAAGAAAUCUGGCAGAGUCCUGUGAAGUGAAUAGCAGAGCUUCUACUGACUUGAGCAGGGCCAGGAUUUUAUUCCAGGUCCCCAGUAAUAAAUGGUAGGCUUUAGCCCCUUUGAAAGAUGUAUUUCUACUUAGUCAGUUACAGAUCAUAAAGCUUACAAGAAGGAAAUCUGGAUUUUUUUUUAUUUUAACAACAACAAAAAAAAAGUGAUAAUAUUACAUCUUGAUGUCACUAUAAUGCAAUCAAAGCUAAGCAAAGUUUUUGACAAAAUGGCUUCUGUGCAGAAAGAAAGAUACUACCAAGUAGCAUGUUAGUUAUAGGCCUCGACAUUGAUUGAGAGUGUGCACACCAAGUUUCCAGAGAGAGUUUCUGGCAUCAGUGAGACACUUGAUAUACAUUAGGAGGCUACAACCUUGUGGAUGAGUCAGAGAAUGGGUGGGCCUUACCUAGUUGCAUUUUGAUUUCGGAUUGCUGUUUUAGUAGGAACUCAAACUAUUAUCCACACAUUUGAGUUCACCUUGACAUGACAGGACUCACAGUAUGUUCACUGCAGUAUUUAAUACUUAGGUCCCCAGCACAUAAAUGCAAAGGGUAACCCCAGACUUCAGUGGGUGGCAAAAUGACAAAACUCCUGAUGCCUUUUGUUAGGUGAGGAUUUUACCACUGGUAGGAAACUCCCAGCUUUUUGCCAUAGAAAAUGCUGAAGAAUUUUAAACUCCUAGCAUCCUCUUGUGUCAAUUUACUGAUGUGCAGAUAAAUGUUAAUUUAAAUUUCCUUCUUCUUUUUUUUUUUUUUUUUUGAAGGGGGGACUUUAAAAAAGGAACUUUUUUUAAAAGAAAAAGAAACAACAAAAAAAAAGGAAAGUCCUAGUCAUAGUGACAAAUGGAAGCUUUAUAAGAUAUAGUAGAUGAAGGACUCCUGAGUGUUUAAUGCAUUUUUCCUUUCCACUUAUUAAUAGCUUCAUAUAUUCUAAAAAUGCUGCUGUAUUUAGACUAACAGCAACAGAUAAGGCUGUGAAUAUAUAAAGGACCUUUCCAAAUGGACUCUGAAUUUUUAAUGGUUAAAUUAUCAGGUCUUUUUUUUUCCUCGUGAGUAACUGGAAAAUGAGAUGUUCCUACCCGAGUAAUCUUUGCAGUGCUCACAGAUUUUACUGUUAGUUAUCACAAUUCUGUGCUCAUGUUUACUGUGCCCAUAACUUUGUAUGAAAAAGAGAAUGUGUAUAUAUAUAAAUAUAUAUAUUAAAAAAGUGUAAAAUAUACAUAGUUUGGGGACGAUAUCUGUCCAAGGUACUUGAGCAUAUAUGCCUUACAUUCUGGGUUCAAUUUACAGAAAAAAAAUGGCCAUCUCCAGUGGAUAUCUUGCAUCUUCAGCACCUCCUCUUGACAUUAGAGAACUGAGGCACUCAGCACCUUGCAAAGUCUGGCCCGAAUUAUGCUGCAUGGGGGCACAGGGGGACACAAGGAAAAGCCUGUUGCAAUCUCAGCCUUGUACUGAGAUGAAGCAAUUUUAAGGCAGAUUAGUGUACUUACCCAGCUAGUGCUUGUGUCAUACUUUAAGUAACUGGUCCGUCUCCCACAGAUAUCAGUUUGAAGUUAUUGAACUCUUGGAUCAUAAAAGCUGCCCUCUUUUUCUGCCAGGCUGUUCUUUAGGUUGGAGAGAAGAGGAAAAGGAUUUAAAGGAAGGGGAGGAGCAGCUUUGGAGGUCUUGAGUUACAGCUUCGUAAUAGAACCUAAGAAGGAUUUUCCCAUUUAAGUUUUUUGUUUUUGUUUUUUUGUUUUUUUGUUUUAAAGGUAUCUGCUGGUUGCAGCAGCCAUUUGACAGAAGGGCCAGCCUGGAGCUGGCUCAGGAGUGACCACUGCAUCAUUGAGUGGACCCUCCAUAUCAGGGCUUUAGCAUAUGUCAAGGUGAUAUAGAAAACAUUUACAGUUUCAACCACUGUUGUUGUGGGUAAGGAGAGGCGUUCGUAUCUGAACAUUUGUGAGACAGUGACAAAUUCACAACCCCCUCUUCCCCCCCUCCUGUUGCUUAUUAAAUUUCACCCAGGUUAAAGUUUGUAGCAUUUGCACCCUCUCUGUAAAUAAACCAAAAAGAAAUGGCAUGCCCUUGCAUUAAAUGUGAAUUGAAUAAUGUAUUAGUUAUAAAAUUUCCUCACAUUAUGGUGGUAAGAGUUUUGCUUCUGAUCAACUACAGAACCUCACUCUUUCUUUACAAAAAUAGAAAAUUUCAUUUUCCGAAGUGUUUCAAACCUCCUCAUGGGGCAUUAGCAAAAAGGAAGCUACACAUGCUAAUUCUAACAAGUGCCAUAUUAUGUACUGGCCAGCAUGAUAGUUCUUUUGUUUGCUUUAAAUAGUUGAAUACACAAGCACUAUUUUCCAGUGCACAGGGAAUUUAUAUGGAGAACUCCUGUAAUUUAUUACUAAUGAUAAUUAACUGUGUUACCUCUCUCAUCUGUGAGGAUACAGUUUAUUUUCACUGGUUGUUGGGGGAAAAAGGGGAGAGUGAUUGUUUGGCAAGCCCAUAGGGUAAGGCUGAGGUAAACAUUCUAAAUGCCCAAGCAACGGAGAAAUGCAAGUCCCACUUUGAAAAGUGAGCCAGGAACCUGCCUCCCAUUACCUUUCAGUGGGACUUAGGUUCCCAAGUGCCUGAAUUGCUUCUGAAAAUGCUGAUAGCUUUGAGAUUACUUGCUUUUCUAAACCCUAGCAAGUUGGAAGAAAGUUCUUCAGCAAGAGACCUAUCACUAGCAUUAGCAAUAUGCAAACAUGUUUUCAUUGUGAAGUUAGAGGGAAAAGAUCGUUUAGUGAAAUAAAUCUCCUCUUGGGGCACUAAUUGCCUUCUUUUUAUUGUGAAGAGUAUUGCAUUAUUUUAGUGAACUGGGAUCAUAAGAGUAUGAGCAAAAUAUUGAUCUUGUCAUUUUUAGUGAGUUAUCUUGAAGCAUAUAAAUUCCUGAUGUGCAUUAACUUGAGUGAAUUGGGCCUUAAUGAUCAAUAUAAAUAACAAAACUGUAUUCAGAUAUUUUUUUCCAUAAAAUAGUCUCUAAUAGUCUGUACUGUAUUAAAAUAAGUGUUAAAGUGUUACUUUUAUAUUACACUUUUAUUUUUUUUAGAACAUUGAAACAUGCAUGUUUAUUCUAUUUGCUACAGUAUUUUAAUGUUUUGGAUGAAGGCCAUCGGUUGUAUGGAGAUGACAAAACAAUCAUUCUGUCUAUUUAUUCAGUAUUGCUGCUUAAAGUUUUCAAAAUAAAGCUUUCAAUGCCAAUAUAGUGACUAAUUGAAAGCUGUUCUAGCUCUCUUCAGACCUAUUUUCUAUGUUUAUAUAAACCUAAAGAAGUGAAACUUGGUAUAUAAACUGUUAUACCAGCGAAGAAUUGUUGCAAUAAUGUUGUGGGAAUGGUUGAGGGUAUGUGUGGUAUAUACAUAAAUACAUGCAUGCAGUGAAUGCAUUUAGGCCUUGAGUAAAUGAAGUGCUGAAGAAUGUUCAAAUCCUUUGCCAUCUUGCAAGCAACUUACAUGUGUGACCAAAUACUGGCUAAUGCAUCGUACUAGUGUGCAGUGCUUAUGAGAGACACAGCAAGUAGAUGUGGUUGUAAAGAUCUGGGGCCCUUUGAACCAAAUAUGGCUUGACCAUAUUCUUGAGAAUUCCAUAGAUGUGUUUCUGAACUGGGCCUAAAAGUGUGCUCUGAUGGAAAAAUCUUUACGUUGCAGCAAAGAUGUCUCAUUUCAAGCAUAGCCAGUACCUCUGAAGGUACCUCUGAAAAUUCAAAGAGUUCUGAGAUGGGCAGAGGGUUCUGAGAUGGUUCAAGUAUGGCCACUGUAUUUAGUAGAGGGUAUCAAAAUGCAGAGAAUAACACUCACCUUCAUGAAUAUGGUCACCCAGUGAAACUAAUGGGUCUCUAACUGGAGAGACUUGAGUUGCUGAAGCUUUAACAUUGAGAAGCAAUGCCAAUUAACUGUGAAAACAUUAAUGAGCAUUUGAUUACUGCUCUGCUUCAGUGCAGGAUAAAAAUCUGUACUAUGUGUAACUAUAUUUUGUCAUUUUAAAAAGCUUCUAUUUUUGAUUAUUCUCAUGAACAGUUGAUGAAAGAUAUUGAAUAUGCUCCCAUACAAUAAAUUCCCC